Thyridium curvatum is the source of this 867-nucleotide messenger RNA. RefSeq lists its product as uncharacterized. Gene Ontology annotation, molecular function: ribose-5-phosphate isomerase activity. Gene Ontology annotation, cellular component: intracellular membrane-bounded organelle. The record is from RefSeq and is a predicted model, not a curated record. The transcript has a single exon. The coding region runs from base 1 to 867 and encodes 288 amino acids. Lineage: Eukaryota; Fungi; Ascomycota; Sordariomycetes; Thyridiales; Thyridiaceae. Gene Ontology annotation, biological process: pentose-phosphate shunt, non-oxidative branch; D-ribose metabolic process.
AUGGCCAUGGCGACCUCCACCUCGGCCAUCCCCGCCGCCGAGCAGGCCGAGCUCAUCGAGCUCUCCAAGAAGGCCGCCGCCUACCAGGCCGUCAAGGACCACCUCGACCCGGCCGCCCACCGGCUCGUGGGCAUCGGCUCCGGCUCGACGGUGGUCUACGUCGUCGACGCCAUCGCCGCCCUCGACCGGGACGCCACCUCGCGCAUGCUCUUCUUCCCCACGGGCGACCAGUCGCGGGGCCUCAUCGAGGCCGCCGGCCUGCCCCUGGGCUCCGUGAGCCAGCUGCCCGUCGCCGCCAAGCUCGACGUCUGCUUCGACGGCGCCGACGAGGUCGACGAGGACCUGAACCUGAUCAAGGGCGGCGGCGCCUGCCUCUUCCAGGAGAAGAUCGUCGCCACCGCCUCCCGCCGCUUCGUCUGCGUCGCCGACUACCGCAAGCUGUCGCCGCGCCUCGGCACGCAGUGGAAGCAGGGCAUCCCCAUCGAGGUGCUGCCCCUGGCCGCCAAGCGCGUCCUCAGCGAGCUCGAGAACCUGGGCGCCCUCGGGCCCCAGAUCCGCCAGGGCCUGCCCAAGAAGGCCGGCCCCGUCGUCACGGACAACAGCAUGUGGCUCAUCGACGCGCCCUUCAAGCCCCUGCUGCUGCCGCGCGACAAGGCCAACGGCGUCCAGGGCGGCGCCGGCGAGGACGGGCUGUGGACGGUCGACGCCCUGGCCGACCAGCUGAUCCGGAUCCCGGGCAUCGUCGAGCACGGUCUGUUCUACGGCAAGAAUGGCCUCGAGGUCAAGGCGGGUGAGGGCGGUGCGCAAAAGCCGGUUGCCGCCUACUUUGGCAUGGCAGACGGCAGUGUACAGGUAAGGAAUGCAUAG